Molecule: messenger RNA, 1430 nt
Organism: Beta vulgaris subsp. vulgaris (sugar beet)
Lineage: Eukaryota; Viridiplantae; Streptophyta; Magnoliopsida; Caryophyllales; Amaranthaceae
Exons: 1
Coding region: 254-1285 (343 amino acids)
Cellular component (GO): Golgi membrane
Molecular function (GO): hexosyltransferase activity
Source: RefSeq, a predicted model, not a curated record
AUUAGGCCGCUUCCUUGACAACUUAAUUAUUUUGGAAGAAAACUAAGUCAAAUACUUCUAAAAGCUAAGUGGUUUAUUCAACAUCAAGAAAUGACCAAAACUCGUUUAUAGCAAUGAAGAACAAACCCUUAUUCCAUUUUAUAACUGCCAAACCUUUUCAAAUACUUUCAAAUACACUUUCCAUUUCAUUACCACAACUAUUAAUCAUAUUACAAAACCCUCAAAAAAACACAAAACACCUCAAAUUAUCAACAUGAAAUUACCUUCUACUACUACAACAACAACAAAGCACAACAACAAUGGCAAAAGAUUCAUCAUAUCUUCUUUAUUCUUCAUCUUAUUUCUUUGUACCUUAGCUUCCAUCAAUGAAAUAAGAUUUGAUCACUUAUUAAAUCUUAGCAAAUGUGCUUUUUCUAGAACACCCUCUCUUCUUGCUAACUCGUCCUUAGAUUAUUCAUCAUCACCCCUUAAUACGUUAAGAACAAUCAAAUCGUCUUCUUCUUCUUCUCCUUCUCCUUCAUCGAAUGAUGAUGACAUUCGGAUUCUCGUCGGGAUAUUAACGUUGCCGGAUCAAUACCACAAGCGCCACUUCCUAAGGAUGAUCUACGGUACACAAUCUCCGGAGGGAGCAAAGAUAGAUUUGAAGUUUGUGUUUUGCAACCUUACAAAAGAAGAUCAAAAAGUACUAGUUGCCCUAGAGAUUAUGCGUCAUGAUGAUAUUAUUAUCCUUGAUUGUAAGGAAAAUAUGAAUAAGGGUAAGACGUAUACUUAUUUUUCUAGCUUACCUAAACUAUUUAACAACAAUGAUGGACCUAAUCCUCCUUAUCAUUAUGUCUUAAAAGCCGAUGAUGACACUUAUUUUAGGUUGGAAAAUCUAGUUAAGUCAUUAAGGCCGUUACCUAGGGAAGACUUGUACUAUGGUUACGUUAUACCGUGCCCUAGUAUGGACCCUUUUAAACAUUAUAUGUCCGGUAUGGGAUACUUAGUUUCAUGGGAUUUGGUAGAAUGGAUUGCGGAAUCAGAUAUUCCUAAGUCUCAUUUGGAGGGUCCAGAGGAUAAAGUAUUUGGAGAUUGGAUCCGAAAUGGGCACCGUGGUAAGAACCGGUUUAAUGCUAAAUGGUCCAUGUACAAUUAUCCGGAUCCACCUACAGGAUGUACCCAUGAAUUGUGGCCGGAUACAAUUGCUGUUCAUCUUUUGAAAACACAAGAGAAGUGGGUCAAGACAUUGGAAUAUUUCAAUGUUACCAAGAAUCUUAAGCCAUCAAAAUUGUAUCAUAUAUCUUAAGGUCAAUUUUUUUAUAAUAGUAGUAGUAUAUGGUUUUGGUCAUUCUUUUUAUUAUUGCCCAUUUGUUGAUGUAGUAAUCUUUUGAGUAUAUUAUUAUACUUACUAAUAAACAAAAGCUCAUUAUUUUGGCCGCUCACGAUGAAUG